AUGGAAGAAGUUCAAACUUUAGUUAUUGAUAAUGGUUCAAGUAUGUGCAAAGCUGGUUUUGCUGGUGAAAAGGCCCCAGGAGCUAUUUUCCCAUCAAUUGUUGGAUGUCCAAGACACACUGGUGUUAUGUUAAGGCCGGGUAUAAAAGAUUCAUAUAUUGGUGAUGAAGCCCAAUCAAUGAGAGGUAUCUUAACCCUCAGCUACCCAAUUGAAAAAGGUAUCGUUACCAACUGGAUUGAUAUGAGAAAAAUCUGGCAUCAUGUUUUCUAUAAUGAAUUACGUGUUGAUCCAGAAGAGCACCCAGUCUUAUUAACUGAAUCUCCAUUAAAUCCAAAAGCUAACAGAGAAAAUAUGAUCCAAAUUAUGUUCGAAGAAUUCAAACCCCCAGCCAUGUAUGCUUAUAAUCAAGCUGCGUUAUCAUUGUAUGCCUUAGAUCGUACCACUGGAAUUGUUAUAGAUUCAGGUGAUGGGGCUACACAUACUGUUCCAAUCUAUGAAGGUUAUGCUUUACCAUAUGCCAUCUUACGUUUAGAUUUGGCAGGCCGUGAUUUAACCGACUACAUAGCCAGAAUGUUAAUUGAACGUGGUUACUCAUUAACCACCAAUCAUGAAAUCGUCAGAGAUAUCAAAGAAAAAUUAGCCUACGUCGCCUUAGACUUUGAGGCUGAAAUGCAAACUGCUGCCUCAUCAAUUGCUUUUGAUAAAUCAUACGAAUUACCGGAUGGCCAAGUCAUUACCAUCGGUAACGAGCGUUUCCGUUGCCCAGAAGCCUUAUUCCAACCAUCAUUCUUAGGUAUGAGGUCAGAUGGUAUCCACAAAACCACUUACAACUCAAUCAUGAAAUGUGCUGACGACAUCCAUAAAAAAUUAUAUGGUAAUAUAGUCUUUUCGGGUGGUACAACUAUGUUCCCAGGUAUUGCUGAUCGUAUGAACAAAGAAUUAACUGCUUUAGCCCCAUCAACCAUGAAAAUUAAAAUCAUUACUCCACCAAAACGUAAAUACUCUUCCUGGAUAGGUGGUUCAAUUUUAGCUUCACUCUCAACUUUCCAACAAAUGUGGAUUUCAAAAGAAGAAUAUGAAGAAUCAGGCCCAUUAAUUGUUCAUCGAAAAUGCUUCUAA
Molecule: messenger RNA, 1119 nt
Organism: Dictyostelium purpureum
Lineage: Eukaryota; Evosea; Eumycetozoa; Dictyosteliales; Dictyosteliaceae
Exons: 2
Coding region: 1-1119 (372 amino acids)
Source: RefSeq, a predicted model, not a curated record